Molecule: messenger RNA, 582 nt
Organism: Entamoeba invadens IP1
Lineage: Eukaryota; Evosea; Mastigamoebida; Endamoebidae
Exons: 1
Coding region: 1-582 (193 amino acids)
Source: RefSeq, a predicted model, not a curated record
AUGUCGAAGCCACACGAGUCUCGCGGUGGGUUGCGGCAGUACAAAAACGUGACGAACCAGAAAAUGUUAGAGCAGGCGAUUUUUAUAGUUUUAAUCAACCGGCAUGCUGAAGUGAUGAUUAAACGGCGCAAUGUCAAACCUUCAGUGACUCUUCCAUUUGUUUGCAUCUCACAAAUCGCCUUUUCAGUGAAUGACUCGGUACUCUUUUCGCAAAUGGUAGAGGAGAAGAUCACUUCCAUAAUGAAGGAUGAAAUAUCAAAAGGUGUGAAAGAGAGUACUGCGACUGAAAGAAUGAAGAAAAAUAGAAUCAAACAAACGAAUUACUUUUUAAUCGACAUUCUUUCAGAAUUAGGGUAUAAAUAUACAUGGAUUAUUGAGUCGAAAAAAGUUGGAACCGCCCCACAUGAAAUUAUUGAAUCAAUUGUAUGUACAAACGGACAGGUCAUUCAAAGAGAUGACAUCGAAAAGUCGGGGAAAAAAAUAAGCGAAUUUUUGGCACAAGCGGUCAAGGAAAAACCUUGCGUCCUUUUCGAAAGGAACGAACCGAGGCUACAGCAACGACUGAAUAUCACACAAAUUUGA